Hemicordylus capensis (graceful crag lizard) is the source of this 1357-nucleotide messenger RNA. It is a transcript of the gene SMIM12, whose product is annotated as small integral membrane protein 12. The record is from RefSeq and is a predicted model, not a curated record. NCBI's taxonomy places the organism in Eukaryota, Metazoa, Chordata, Lepidosauria, Squamata, Cordylidae. The coding region runs from base 372 to 653 and encodes 93 amino acids. The transcript has 3 exons.
CUGCUGCCACCUCACAGCAAACUGGAAAGUGGUGGGAUCAGGUGCCCAGCCCUGUAAGGUGGAGGUGGGCAGUGGGGAUGGAGACCCCACAUCUUCUUAGGCUCCCACCUUCUCUGGAGGCUGUCCCAUGACAUUCAGUGUCAUGGAGUCUGGGAAGGCAACCUGGAGCCAUGGGGCAUCAGGGUAGCUGCAGUUGUUUUUCUACCCUUCGCAAAAUUAAUAACUCUGAAUUGACCGUGCUGGAUGACAUUUAGAAAGAGUGAAGUCUGGAAGAUUUCAGAGAGCCCUUGAGAAAUCUCCUUGUAUUGCAGAUACCCAGGAAUUAGGUGCCUGCUAUCAUCCUCCCAAUCUUAACCCAACCCAGAGGAACCAUGUGGCCCAUUUUCUGGACGACUGUGCGGGCUUAUGCCCCCUAUGUCACCUUCCCUGUGGCCUUUGUGGUGGGGGCGGUGGGCUACCACCUGGAGUGGUUCAUCCGUGGCCAGCCGCCCCCGCAGCCACCCGAGGAGGAGAAGAGCAUCUCGGAGAGGCGGGAGGACCGCAAGCUUCAAGAGAUUGCCGGGAAGGACCUCACCCAGGUGGUCAGCCUCAAGGAUAAGCUGGAAUUCACCCCCAAAGCUGUGCUGAACCGCAAUCGGCCCGAGAAGAACUAGCGUAGCUGCCCAGGGUCCUUCCUGGCCACCCAGAGUUCCUUCCUGUCUGGCAGGCUGAUGCUGAUUGGUUACAUUUGGUUUGGAAUGUUGGCUUUCUGACUCGUGCCGUUUCGACCCAGCCCGGGCCCAGCCAAUGGCUGCCUGCCGUCCUCGCCCUCCUUCUCCUAGUUGGGCUAUGAUUGGGCGACUGCUAGUGCUGCUGAGACCCAGAGGAGGCUGGUGACUAUCUAUCUGGCCACUGUCCGAAGAAGGGCUGAUCUUCCCUUUGGGCUGCCUGUGCUGUGAUUAAGCUGCCGCCAGAGCCUUAGAAAAGGAGUCGGUCAUCAUAUCCAAGCAAGCGCCAGCUCUCUCCCUCUGCAAGUCCAUACAUUUCCUUGGCAUAGGGAGGAUUCGGUACCCCAAGAGCCCCCAGAAGCAUGGCAGCCCUCCAGUGGAGAGGAGAGCUUGUCCAGAAAGCCUUAGAGGCCCCUCUCUUGACUUGGGACAAGUGACUGGUCCUGCUCCAAGGGGAAACUAGAACUGUCCGAGCAGGAGGUAGCGAAACACCUCCGCCUUGCUGCUAUUCCAGAAAUUGACCAGCCUUUUCUCUGUCUGUUUGCGAAACUGACCGGUUCUUUCUCCAGGAGUUUCUCUCUAUAGACCAGGGGCUGGCUGCUGUCUUACUCAGGGCAGGGAUCUGCUGACGAAAUAAACCUUUAAAACAC